AUGGACACGUCUUACAACCUCGUCGCUGAGAAGUGCGCGAAGCAGAUGGCCGAGUAUCAAGCCUGCGUAGAGAACAAUCAAUCGUCCGAUUGGCCCACCAUCUGCCUUCCCCAGUCCCGCGCUCUCUCGCUCUGUGCCGAUACCGCUGUCCCACACCUCGCUGAGGUCAAGUCCGAGUGUGCGGGCAGUAUCGCCAGCUAUCGAGCUUGUCUCGAUCGGAAUGCGUCCAAGUCGGACGAGGAGGUGGAGCGGGCGUGUACGGGUCUGAUGAGGGGCGUAUGGGAGUGUUCUGAGCGUGUGAUGAACGAAGUCAAGGGGCGAUGA
This is a messenger RNA of Dioszegia hungarica, 324 nucleotides long. RefSeq lists its product as uncharacterized. Lineage: Eukaryota; Fungi; Basidiomycota; Tremellomycetes; Tremellales; Bulleribasidiaceae. The record is from RefSeq and is a predicted model, not a curated record. The transcript is spliced from 3 exons. Bases 1 to 324 code for a protein of 107 amino acids.